Messenger RNA from Leucoraja erinaceus (little skate), 3306 nucleotides. It is a transcript of the gene slc52a3-1, whose product is annotated as solute carrier family 52 member 3. Bases 1348 to 2739 code for a protein of 463 amino acids. NCBI's taxonomy places the organism in Eukaryota, Metazoa, Chordata, Chondrichthyes, Rajiformes, Rajidae. Gene Ontology annotation, cellular component: plasma membrane. The transcript has 3 exons. Gene Ontology annotation, biological process: riboflavin transport. Gene Ontology annotation, molecular function: riboflavin transmembrane transporter activity. The record is from RefSeq and is a predicted model, not a curated record.
CACUGUGAGGCAGCCGCCCUAUGCGUCGCUGAAAAUGUGUCCAUGGUCCUCUCACUCCAGGUUUCUCCACCUCCGUGAAUAUCUGAAGCAAACACAGUUGCAAGGCUCCCGCAGACUCUGUAACUCAUUUACCAGCUGAGUGUAGUAACAGAAUGGCUGCGCUCGGUUGACGUCAACUUUGGAACGUUCCAAGGAAAAAGUUUUGGAGGAAGUAAAAGGAAUGAAUAAUUUGUUUCACCAUAGCAACAGUGGCUUAAAAGGGGCUAGUUUCACAGCAACGUGGAUAGGACUUCAAAUUCAAAGGGCUCAUUCUUAGUGGGAUUAAUGGAUGAGGAGUCAUGGAGGGAACUAUUGAAUCAUACAAUACUACAUCAAGCCCUUCAGCCCACUGAUUCUGACCCACCAUGGAGUCACAGAUGUUGUACCGUGUGUAACAAGGCCUUUCAUACCAAUUGGGGGAAUGAGCAGACGACGUUUCUGUCCGGGAACUUUCCGAUCUUCAGAAGACCCUCUGAAGAAGGGUCUCAACCCAAUACAUUAUCUGCCCAUUCCCACUACAGAUGCUGACUUCUUCCAGCACUUUGUGUUUUGCUCAGGACUCCAACAUCUGCAGUUCCUUGCAUAUAUGGAGUCAUACGGCACAGAAACAGGCCCCUCGGCCCAACUUGCCCAUACAGACCAAGCUUCCCACAUCUACACUGGUCCCGCCUGCCCACCAAACUUUUCCUGUCCACAUACCAGUCCAACAGUCUUUUAAAUGUUGUUAUAGUACCUGCCUCAACUACCUCCUCUGAGGUAUAUAUACCCUCUGUGUGAAAAUGUUGCCUCUCAGAUUGCCCUCUCACCUUAAACAUAUGACCUCUAGCUAAGUUUAGUUUAAUUUAGUUUUGGAGCAGCUUGGAAACGGGCCCUUCGAUUUAGCGAGUCAAUGCCGACCAAUAAUCACCCAUUCACUAGUUCGAUCUGACACUCUAGUGCCAAUUUACAGAAGCCAAUUAACCUCCAAACAUGCACGUCUUCAGAGUGUGGGAGGAAACUGGAGCACGUGGAGAAAACCCACGCGGUGGCAGGGAGAACGUGCAUACUCCACAUAGACGACACCCCUAGUCAGAAUCGAGCCCAGCAACUCUACUUCUAAGCCACUGUGCAGCCUAGAUUCAUUGAUUCUGGUUCUUGAUUCCUCUACCCUGUGUAAAAGCACCUUGGUGUGUCAUGGCACCAAAGAUGGUGAUCUCAUUGUUUUAUGUUGAUGUUUGCAGGAGAGAGGUCCACCUUUCGGCCAUCCAUCGUCAGAUGCAAAUCCUCUCCGCCCCGUAGACUGAGUUGUUGCCUGGUGCGGGCGGCACCAUGGUCCUCGCUGUGCAUCUACUGGCAUGUAUAUUCGGCAUGGGCUCAUGGAUCGCCAUCAAUGGGCUUUGGGUGGAGUUGCCACUCAUUGUCAACGUGUUGCCUGAAGGUUGGGACCUACCAUCCUACCUCACCAUCAUCAUCCAACUGGCCAACGUGGGGCCUCUGUCCGUCACCCUCAUGCACAAGUUUGCACCGGGGAAGUUGAAGGAGGUCGUCGCCAUUUACGUCAUCCUGAGCAUCGGCCUCUUGGCCAGCUUGUUGUUGGUCUUCUUGUGGAAGGAAACAACGCUCCUGGCGGGCCAACUCCACAGCACAGCCUUUCUGAUAUUGACCUUUUUCUUAUCCCUGGUGGACUGCACGUCCUCAGUGACCUUCCUCCCCUUCAUGAUGAGGCUCCACACAAGGUACAUGACCACUUACUUCAUUGGGGAGGGCCUGAGUGGUUUUGUCCCGGGUUUGGUGGCAAUCGGCCAGGGGGCCGGGAUGAUCAAGUGCGUCAACAUCUCGAAGGCGGACAACGGGACCACCGGGAACCUCACCGCCGGCGCCGGCCUCCACCAGGUGGAAACACACUACGUGCAGGCCAACUUCACCACCGAGACCUUCCUGGCCUUCCUCACGGUCAUGAUGGUCGUCUGCCUGGUGGCUUUUGUUCUCCUCACUCGUGUGGCCCUGCUACCCCGCGGGAGGCCUGGCGACGAGCGAACCUCCGCUCGAGUAGUGCCCGUAUCCACCGUCGAACGGGAAAUGAGCAAAUACGUCCCCAAGGGACCGGGUGAUGUCCAAGACCCCAGUCUGAUGAACCUUCAGAAGCAGGCGGUAGUGGAAACGCAAAGCCUGACAGCGACAAAGCUCAGUGGGUAUUCCAGGCACCAGCUUCUGUUCCUCUACCUACUGGUGCUCUGGGUGAAUUCAUUGACCAACGGGUUCCUUCCCUCAGUGCAGAGCUAUUCGUGUUUGCCCUACGGUAACACUGCCUACCAUCUCUCUGCUGCCUUAAGCUCCAUGGCUAAUCCCGUCGCCUGCGUCAUCGCUUUGAUCCUGCCCAACAGGUCCUUGGUGCUGUUGGCGUUCCUGUCUGUGCUGGGAACGAUGUUUGGUGCCUAUAACAUGGUAAUGGCCGCUCUGAGUCCCUGCCCCUUACUCGAGCACUCCUCAGCGGGCUCUGCCCUCAUCGUCCUAUCAUGGAUUUUAUUUACUGGGACCCUGUCCUAUGUCAAGGUGAUGACUGGAAUCAUUUUCCGGGAUGAGAGCUACAGCGCCCUGGUGUGGUGUGGAGCUGCAGUGCAGCUUGGCUCCAUGAUUGGAGCAUUGACCAUGUUUCCACUUGUGAAUGUGUAUGAGAUUUUCCAAGCAGGGGACAGCUGCACCACGAACUGCCCCCUCUGACCAAAAACACGGAGCGGUCAGCGAUCCCAGCGGUGAAGGCAGAGCAGUGAACUAUUCCUGCCGCCCACAAACUGACUGUACCUUCGGGACAACGGACUUUACUGUUUCCGAGAGACACCUCACCGCCUCCUUUGGACCCAUCCAUUGUUUCUUUACUUGUCCAGUUGCUAACCUAGAAGCCAAAGUCGCUGGAAAUCUCAAUUUUUAAAAAAGGGUGGCACGGUGGCGCAGUUGGUAGAGCUGCUGCCUCACAGCGCCAGAGAGCCGGGUUCGAUCCGAACCUCGGGUGCUGUCACUGUGUGGAGUUUGCAUGGUCCACAUUCUCCCUGUGACUACGUGGGUUUUGUCCGGGUGCUCCGGUUCCCUCCCACAUCCCAAAGUGUGUAGGGAGUGGAUGAGAAAGUGGAAUAAUGUAGAAAUGGUGUGAAUGGGUGAUCGAUGGUUGGGGUGGAUUGGGUGGGUCAAAGAGCCUGUUUCCAUGCUAGCUCUAAAACUGAAAUGUUGGAAACACUCAGGAGGUCAGGCGGCAUCUGUGGAGAGAAAAACUGUGAAGCGUUAUGCCCCUGC